CUAGCGGGAAGCGUGUCCUUGCCAACAGGGUUGGGGAGCAGAUGGAAUGUCAGGAGAUGGACAUGGUGGGUCUCAACCUCCCCUGCUCUGUACGGUAAACUUUUAAGUUACCGAAUAGGACGUGCCCACCGAGCAAAAAGCCGGCUGGUGGUAGAGAAUUUAAGAUGAUGGGAAUUUUUGGUUUCGAGGAGUGAGGCGAGACACCAGUGGGUAAAGUUUUGGUGCAUAAUCACCUGGUUAACUUCGUUGGCAAGGACGGUUAUUUAAGUUGGAGGCUGUAGGGCAAUAAGUGUAAAUUAUAUGUUAAUUUAUAUGUUAAUUAUGGUAUGUAUAUAUAUUUAUCUGUUUAUUUAUAUUUGAAUUAAAGAAAAAGAAUAAAGUUCGGAUGAGUCCUACAGUUGUAAGUUUAAUAAAUGCUGUGGCCUGUUUCAUCCAAUAUUCGUUGUUUGUCAUUAUUGGGGGGAGAAUUGGGGUAGUCUCCUUAUUCUUAGUCACACCACAUUCCCCGCUAUAUAUCAUAUCAAUACAGUCAGGUGGUCAAAUGAGAAUACAAUCUGGAUUGGGUUUUCAUUUUAAUUUUUAAUACAUCUGAACAAUAUGAACUGGUAUUAUAUUGUAUAGCUGCAAAAAAUUAUAUUCUUUUAAACUCGUAAUUUUUCUGCAUUUUACUUUUAGAGGGAGUAGCACGGAAAACUUUUUCAAGGUCUUGUGAAAAACGGAGCUCUUGUGGAAUUUCUGGAACCAUUGGUUACCUGAAAGGAAAAGUGAAAACUGCAACCUCCUGUUGUUUCACAGAUGGCUGUACUCCUUCCAGUCCUGCAUGUAAGUGAUAAUAUCUUAUCAAACACACACACUUCUCUACAAUGUAAAACAUUACCUAUGCUCUUUCCCAAAUCCUUACGUAUAUUUAAACAAAUGGAGGUUUUUAGUUACCUCCAAUGGCCAUGAGUGGGUAUGCCCACCUGCCACGUCAAGGCAGACCUCUUAGGUGGGUACUAACUCUAACCAUUCACCUUGCUUCCUUGAGCUUCUGGCAAAGAUAUCUCUAAUGAGACAGAAAGGGGUAUUUUUUUUGUAUACAUCCCUACAUGCUUAUUAACCCUUAAUAGGGAACACAUGGAGGUUUGAGCGCAGGACUUGGUUUUUUUGUAUCACACAGCUAUGUUACAAUGCUGCUACCCACCUAAAAGGCAGGUGGGCAUACCCUCUCAUGGCAGGUGGGCAUACCCUCUCAUGGCCAGUGGAGGUAACUAAAAACCUCAAUUUGUUUAAAUAUACAUAGGGAUUUGGGAAAGAGCACAGGUAACUUUUUUUUCUUUGGUUUUUACUGUAUGUAUUUGGGCUGAUGUGUACUAUGGUCGUUGCUGCCACCCAGGAGUAAUAGGAGUUUGAGCGCAGGACUUGGUUUUUUUGUAUUUGACUUCUCUACUGUGUUUUGGAUUGAUUUCCCAUUUUUACAGAGGUAUUUAACCCUGAAUAUGAAUAUACAGAAUGGACACAUAGAAACUUUAUUUUCUGACGACAAUGGUUCUGCCACAAACAAAGCAGCAUUGUUAAAAACCAGUAUCAAACUGGCAGCACUUAAAGUCACCAAAACAACUUUAACUUAAUGAAGCAGUUUUGGUGUAUACAUCAUGCCCCUGCAGUCUCACUGCUCAAUUCUCUGCCAUUUAGGAGUUAAAUCACUUUGUAUAUGAACCCUAGUCACACCUCCCUGCAUGCGACUUGCACAGAAUUUCUAAACACUUCCUGUAAAGAGUCACCUAAAGUUUAUCCUUCCUUUAUUGCAAGUUCUGUUUAAUUUAGAUAUUCUUAUCCCCUGCUUUGUUAAUAGCUUGCUAGACCCUGCAAGAGCCUACUGUAUGUGAUUCAAGUUGAAUUUACAGAGAAAGAGAUACAAUUGUUUAACCCGUUAAAGACUGGACUGUUUUUGCGAUGUUGUACAUUUGCGACCAGGCAUAUUUUUACAUUUUUGUGGUGUUUGUGUUUAGCUGUAAUUUUCCGCUCUCUCAUUUACUGUUCCCAUACAAAUUAUAUAUUGUUUUUUUCAGGACAAAAGGGGCUUUCUUUACAUACCAUUAUUUAUAUAAUCUCAUGUAAUUUGAUUUUAAAUUUUUUUAAAAAUUUGAUGAAAAAUUUAGAAAAAUACAUGUUUUUUGACUUUUACUUGAAAAAUCUUUUACUCAUCUACAAAAGCAAAUUAAAAAACUGCUAAAUAGAUUCAAAAUGUUGUCCUGGGUUUAAAAAUACCCAGCGUUUACGUGCUUUUUUUCUUUUUUUUUUUUGCAUGUUAUAGGGCUAUAGGUACAAGUAGGAUAUUGCGGUUUCAAAACAUACAUUUUUAAAAUUUAUCAAUAGUGACAUUGUAACACUAUUAUCUGUCAUAAAUCUCUGAAUAACACCCCACAUGUACAUAUUUUUUUAAAAGUAGACAACCCAGGGUAUUCAAUAUGGGGUAUGUCCAGUCUUUUUUAGUAGCCACUUAGUCGAAAACACUGGCCAAAGUAAGCAUUCAUAUUUGUUUGUGUGUGAAAAAAGUAAAAAAACUAAAUUGAAGCUAAUUUUGGCCAGUGUUUGUGACCAAGUGGUUACUAAAAAAGACUGGACAUACCCCAUUUGCAAUACCUUGGGUUGUCUUCUUUUGCAAAUGGUAUGCCAUCAUGGGGGUAAUUCUCAUUCCUGGGCUACCAUACGCUCUCAAAGGCAACGUAACCAACCUGGCCAUUUUCAAUGUAAAAAUAUUUGACCCAUAUAUUUGACCUUGUAACUUUCAAAAAUGCUAUAAAACCUGUACAUGGGGGGUACUGUUUUACUCGGGAGACAUCGCUGAACACAAAUAUUAGUGUUUAAAAACUGAAAACGUAUCACAACAAUUAUAUCAUCAGUAAAAGUGCUGUUUGUGUGUGAAAAAUGCAAAAAAAAAGUCACUUUCACUGACAAUAUCAUCGCUGUGAUAUGUUUUACUGUUUUGAAUCACUAAUAUUUGUGUUCAGCGAAGUCUCCCGAGUAAAACAGUACCCCCCAUGUACAGGUUUUAGGGUGUCGUAGAACGUUACAGGGUAAAAUAUAGUGCUAGCAAAUUAAAUUCUCUGGACUUUCGGCCUGGGUUGGCAGGCAGGUCCCUCAAAUUGCAAUCAAUAAAAUUACUUAAUUAUGUAAAAUAUUACAUAAAUACGCACAUAGAAUUUAAAUAUAUAUGCAUAUUUAUAUAUUUGAAGUCUACGUGUAUAUUUAUAUAAUUAUUUAUGUAAUUUUGUAUAUGGACAUAUGUAUAUUUCGUAUUAUUUUUAUUUAUUUAUAUAUACAUAGAUAUAUAUACAAAUUCAUUCUAAGUGUAUUUUGAUAUAAAUAUAUAUAUAUAUAUAUUAAGUUUAAAAUACAGUUAGAAUAAAAUUUCAUAUAGAUAUAUAAUUUCUUUUAAAUUUUUAUUAUUCUUUUUAAAAAAUUACAUUUAAUUUAAAUUACUUAUUAUUUAUAUUUCAUAAUAAUAUAUAUAUACAAUAUAUAUAGUUAUUAUAUAUAUUAUAUAUAUACGUGUGUAAUUUAAUUAUGAUUGUAUUUUUAUAUUAAUAUAAGUACAUAUUAAUAUAAAAAUACACUUAGUAUGACAUUAUAUAUAUGAUAUAUAGACAUAUAUAUUUUAUUUUUUUUAAUUAACAUUAAGUUUAUUUAUUUUUUAUUGAUUUUACAGUUGCAGGGAGACACAUGGACACCUAUUAUGACCAUGUGAUCGCUUUGUUGAGCGAUCACAUGGCCACAGGGGUCCUAAUCCAGUGUGGGGAGACUGUCUGGGCUGAGGGCAGUCUGCCCACAACGGGAGCAACACUGAUCGCCGCCGGGGGAACGACGGCGAUCAGGUAAGUAACUAGGACCGUUAGGAUGGUUCAGGACCGUCAUCGGUCGGCAAUGGGAAAAUGCCGAUGACGGUCCUGAACCGUCCUCGGUCCUUAAGGGGUUAAGGUAAAUUACAUCUGACUGAAAGUGAAACCUGUUUUUAUUUUCAUGCAGGCUGUGUCAAUCAGAGUCAGGGGAGGUAUGACAAGGGUUGCAUAAACAGAAACAAAGUGAUUUGACUCUUCAAUGACAGUGAAUUGAGCAGUGAAACAUGAGAAGCAUGAUCUAUCCACAAAAUCUGCUUCAUUAAGCAUAAAGUUGUUUAGGUGACUAUAGUGUUCCUUUAAACACAAUUAAAACAUAGGCAACAAUUAAAAAGGACAAGGAAUGAGUUGCAAAAAAGGUAUCUCACAGCUGCUAGUUAUAAUGUUCAAUGACUCUUGAGCUGCUGGUAGGGUGAAGGUGAUGAGUGGAAAUAUAGCAGGAGAAAAGAACCUGGUUCAUUGGGAGACUUAGGUCACUGGAACAUAACAUGAAAGUGAAGAGCACAGUCUGAAUAGGGUGGUUUGAGAAGUUGUACUGCUGUCCAUUAGUAGAAACAUCCUUUUCUUUUUCUUAAAUUCUCCUUGUGUGGGAAGAUAAGUGUGUAGGGGCACAGUGAUGUUCUUAUGAAAUCAUCCAAGCACCAUAGUGGUUAUGUAGUGGUUAUGUUGCCAGGAGUGUUUUGACCAUUUAAGAAUGGUUUGACAACUUACCUGGAUUCCGCUGUGUACCUGUAUUUGCCUCACCAAGUCUCUGGUAUUUCAUUGAUCAUAUUGACAGUUCCACUCUCUGAAGUGGGAGAGCAGGAACUAAAGUUUUGUUCUCCCUUCAUGUCUUUCAGAAUGGCUUCUUUUUCUAUCUUCCCAUUGUCAGCCUUAGAAAAAGAUUGCCUUGAUCACCAUAAGUUAAUUUUAUUAUGCACUUUUCAUAUCACAUCAAGCCACCUAUCACAACUUUGCUGAACUGGGACGAGGGGAGCACUCGGUCAACCCCUAAAGUACUUCAUCAAAGUGAAUGCUGAAAUGGCUUUAGGGGUCAGGAGCAGCCUCAAAUUGCCAGCACAUUUGGAGGACCUUGAUGCCCUGACAAGAAAGAUCAAAGGAUCCACCUUGCUGACCCAAGCAGGGCAACACAUUUACAAAAAGGGCACUCUUUCUGACCCCCAGGGAUUUGUGUGUGUUUCAUCCAUGGCCCAAGGUAACAGCAUGGAGGGGGAAUUAAUGCUUUAUGUUGCUAAUAAUUAUUCAAUUAUUAAAGCCCCUAUCCCACCCCUAUGCACACCUACUAACCCCCUUACUAUACCCACAAAACACAUACUAGACCCCUACCUGCACACACUAUACCCUUAUACAUACAAACUAUACCCCCUGCACACAUGAAAACUAAAGCCCAUGUAGAAAUACAAGCGUGCACACACACACACACACACACACAUACUACAGUUCCUAUAUACACAGUGCAACAACAGUACAAUCAAACACACUGCAGCCUCUAUACAAACACAAUACACUCCCAGAGACACACAACCAACAGUCGAUAUACUCAUACAAUAUUGCCUCUACCAACGCACACAAAUGUACAUAUUAUACAUUACCUAGAUGUCAUAAGUCAAGUCACGUCUUUGUGCUGAUCUAUAAACCUUUUCAGCAUAAAAAAUAUAAAAGAAUCUCAAAGACCUAGGUUCCUUGACAAACUUAUCAGAGCAGGGAAUUGAUGAAUUUGUGGAUACUCAUAAAACCUAGCUGAGAAAUGCAUGGCUGUAGCUGAAUAAGUUACAGCAUUCUGCCGUAAAGUGAUAGGAUUAGAAGAGCAUUCUAGACAUAACUCUGAACAUUCAAGCCAUUCCAGAAAUGUUCUCUAUAUGAAUUCAACCAAUAUCUUCAGAAAGUGCUCUGAAGUAUCUUAAAAUAAGCCCCAGAGAUUUUCUAGGAAAAUCUCAUUAACUUCCAUGACAUGUAUCCACUAAAAAUAAUCCAAUGGAUGAUUCCACAAAAGUUUCUUAUUUCAUACAAAGGCUUCACAAAUUGUAGUCUAAACCUCAGAUAUCUCUAGAAUUAUCCUCUCUCCAGAUCUCUCUGCUCUUGUAAUUCAACAAAGAUAAGAAAAUUCUAGUUUUACCUCUGCACUACAGAUUGCCAAACAUCCAAAACAACUGGUGUGAUAUAUUUCCAGUAAGUUUGGUCAUGAUUUUCACUCUCCACCAAAAUAUGAAACUAAAUCAGGCCCGAUAGUGUGAAGUACUUCCAAAUAUUUGUGGUCAUGAAUCAUAAUACAAUAUGGUCCUCCAAUGCUGUCACCAAAUAUCCAUAAUUUUUAAUUUGACAUAGAUGGUUUAUUAUAACUUUGGUUUAUUUAGCAGCAUCAUUAGUAAGAAUUCUUUGCUCUUCAUUUAUAUCAGACUCAUCUAGGACAAAAAUAAUUCAGGUUUGUGUCUUGACAAUCUAAACAAUUAAGAAUAUAUAUAUAUUAUUGUGAGAAGGCAUAGAUGAAAUAUAGAAUUAGAAUGCAGGGGGAAAAAAGCUGUCUGGUUUAAUUAUUAUGGUCAGCUAAGCUCAUUCCAAAAUAUUCUUUGAAUGUAGGUCUCUUUGUCUAUCUAGCCAAAGGUCCAAAGAUUACAAUUAUCUGUGUCCUCAUUAUGACGUUCCGCCUCUCUGUUUGUAAUUUAAGUGCCAAGUGAUAGUACACAGAGGGUUGGUCUGACCUGUUCCAGUUGCACCUCGUUAGACUCUGCCUGGUGUCAUACAAAGGAAACCAUUGAAUGCACUGGGGAUGAGAGACGAUGCAUUUUCAAAGCUACAACCAUCUCAGGUACUUCCUUUUCAACUUUCCAUUAUUCUAUUUAAAGCAAAAUAGUCACUACACAGUUUAUGUGUGCAUUGUAUUUGCUAAUCUAUAAAACGAUUUUUCAAAAAUAAAUGAAUAAUUACUUUAAUGUAUUACAUUGGUUUUUCAGGUCCCAAGUACAGCAGAUCAGCAGUCAGAGGCUGUGCCACGAAAACUCUUUGUGACACUGGAAGCCAGAGCCAAGAUUUUGGAAAUGGAAUAAAAGUGAAUACAGACGUUACUUGCACGAGUGACAGCACUGAUCUACAGCUAAACCUGCUCCUUCUGACAAUGGUGUCAUUAUUAUUAGCAAACCUAAUGCAUUGUACCUAAUAUCGAUGUAUUUCUGUGUGUACCUAUAUAUGUAUGGAUGUACGUAUGUGUGUUUGUGCGUCAAACACACAAGAGCAUGUGUUAAGCAUUGAUGCACAAUGCAUGGGAUAUUCUUUCAAUAAUAUAUAAUGUUCAGUAACAGUAAUUCUGAAUCAUAAAUGUAUCAUAGGAUUCAAGAAUUUACUGUAUUAAAUGUGGUUUGUCAGUUUGUAUUAGGACAAGAGAACAGAUAUUACAUGUAAAGUGAAUUGACAGAACUAUGGCAGAACUACACAUCAUCAAUAAACUUACAGAAAUGAUCUAAGAGGAGCAUCUGUUUGUAUAAAUAAAGAAUGGUGAUACCAAUUCUUGAAAUUACUGGGGUCAUACCAGCACAAAAAAACUCUAAUUCACUACAAAUGCAAAAAGAAAUGGGGGCUCAAUAUAAGUUGUAGGAUGUACUUAUUCAAUGAACACAAAAAAAACCAGUAAAAUAAGGGUGCGCCUAAAAUAUUUAGUAAAACGUAUAAAAUAUAUU
Pelobates cultripes (western spadefoot toad) is the source of this 7549-nucleotide messenger RNA. NCBI's taxonomy places the organism in Eukaryota, Metazoa, Chordata, Amphibia, Anura, Pelobatidae. The record is from the annotation of a GenBank genome assembly.